AUGGAAGAUAAUAUUGAUACAAUCCUACUCAAUAAGACCACUAAAUUCCUUUUCAAUGAUACCUCAAACUAUCGGUUGCCAUGGAUUGCUUCUGGAAUGACUGUAAGUUCAUAUGCCUUGUGGGCAAUAUUUGUCUUGCCAGGCUUCCGGAAGGUUCCUUGGAAACUAAAGGUGCCAUUCUUGCCUUCCAGUAAGCAUCAGACCGCAAACGUUGUAAAACUUUUAAAUGGGCGGAAAGGGAGACUUGUUGACCUUGGGUCAGGCGAUGGCAGACUGGUUUUUGCCGCAGUAUCCAUCGGGUUUCAGAGCCGAGGAUAUGAGCUUAAUCCAAUCCUGGUAACAUGGGCAAAAACACAGGCCCGGUGGAGAGGGAUAUCUGAAAUGAACGCAAGCUUUGUCAAGGAAAACUUUUGGACAGCGGAUCUUUCAAGCUAUAACAAUGUGGUUCUAUUUUUGGCUCCUAGUGUGAUGGAAUCUCUGGAACAGAAAUUAUAUGCAGAGCUGUCAGAUGAUGCCUGGGUGAUUGCAUGUAGAUUUCCCUUUCCUCACUGGAAACCUACAGGCACGGAGGGCACCGGUUUGGAUCAAGUAUGGGCAUACAGUAUGAAGACCAUAAGAAAUGGCUUCACUAAGCCACAGCCAUCUUGAAGGCGAAUGUGGGCGACCUCACCAUACUGCCUCAAUCUUGGAGACAAAUACGUGU
Messenger RNA from Pelobates fuscus (common spadefoot toad), 703 nucleotides. RefSeq names its product ATP synthase subunit C lysine N-methyltransferase-like. Gene Ontology annotation, cellular component: mitochondrion. The record is from RefSeq and is a predicted model, not a curated record. Gene Ontology annotation, molecular function: protein-lysine N-methyltransferase activity. NCBI's taxonomy places the organism in Eukaryota, Metazoa, Chordata, Amphibia, Anura, Pelobatidae. The transcript is spliced from 5 exons. The coding region runs from base 1 to 648 and encodes 215 amino acids. Gene Ontology annotation, biological process: regulation of mitochondrial ATP synthesis coupled proton transport; peptidyl-lysine trimethylation; positive regulation of proton-transporting ATP synthase activity, rotational mechanism.